Elephantulus edwardii (Cape elephant shrew) is the source of this 3399-nucleotide messenger RNA. It is a transcript of the gene TEX2, whose product is annotated as testis expressed 2. Lineage: Eukaryota; Metazoa; Chordata; Mammalia; Macroscelidea; Macroscelididae. The transcript is spliced from 12 exons. Bases 1 to 3399 code for a protein of 1132 amino acids. Gene Ontology annotation, cellular component: endoplasmic reticulum. Gene Ontology annotation, molecular function: lipid binding. The record is from RefSeq and is a predicted model, not a curated record.
AUGACAAGUCUGAAUGGUAGCCAUGCCGAAAAAACCACUGACAUGCCAAAACCAUCAGCCCCCAGAGUGCACGUGCAGAGAUCCGUGUCCCGAGACACCAUCGCCAUUCACUUCUCGGCAUCCGGGGAGGAGGAGGAGGAGGAGGAAGAGGAGUUCAGGGAGUACUUUGAGGAGGGGCUGGAUGACCAAAGCAUCGUAACGGGGCUCGAGGCCAAGGAAGACCUCUAUCUUGGCCAUGACCCUGCUGCCUCGCCCACCCUGGCAGAUGGACUGCCCGUGUCCGAGCUCCCUGCCAUUUUGCCCAUCUCUGAGAACACUGUAAAGCUGUUGGAGUCCCCUCCUCCGGCAGUUCAAGUAUUAAGUACAGUGCCAUUGGCUCUGUCCCCAGGGUCGUCUUCGUCGGGGCCCUUAGCUAGCUCUCCCAGUGUGUCAUCCCUUUCUGAGCAGAAAACCAGUUCUUCCUCCCCGUUGUCCUCUCCUUCCAAGUCUCCUGUCCUCUCGUCCAGUGCCUCAUCGUCGGCCCUCUCCAGCGCAAAGCCCUUCAUGAGCCUGGUGAAGUCCUUGUCCACAGAGGUGGAGCCAAAGGAGUCCCCACACCCCCCAAGGCACAGGCACCUGAUGAAGACCCUGGUCAAGUCUCUGUCCACAGACACUUCCAGGCAGGAGUCAGACACUGUGUCCUACAAGCCCCCCGACUCCAAGCUCAACUUGCACCUGUUCAAGCAGUUCACGCAGCCCCGGAACACAGGGGGAGAUUCCAAAACUGCGCCCUCUUCCCCACUGACGUCGCCCUCUGACACGCGCUCCUUUUUCAAAGUGCCCGAGAUGGAGGCGAAGAUCGAAGACACUAAACGACGCCUCUCUGAAGUCAUCUACGAGCCCUUCCAGCUCCUGAGCAAGAUCAUCGGGGAGGAAAGCAGCAGCCAUCGGCCCAAAGCCUUAUCUUCAAGUGCUUCCGAGCUCUCUAACCUGUCCAGCUUGAACGGCCACCUGGAAAGCAAUAACAACUACAGCAUCAAGGAAGAGGAGUGUGACUCUGAGGGCGAAGGCUACGGAAGCAACUCCAACAUCCCCAAAAGUGAGCCCCCCAAGCCAGCCGACGACCCCGCCAGAGAGGUGGAACCCAGAAGCACCCAGGUGAGCAGCAGUCUGAAGGACAUUGGCCUGAAGACCAGUUCUCUGGUUCUCGAGAAGUGUUCCUUGUCGGCCUUGGUGAGCAAAGAGGAUGACGAGUUUUGCGAACUGUACACCGAGGACUUCGAGUUAGAGACAGACGGGGAGAGCAAGGCUGACAAGCCCCCAGACCUCCCUCCCAGGUCAGAGGUGCUUGUGGACGAGGGGGGCGCUCUUGACAGCGAGGAGGAGGUGGACGCGGCCGAGCAGCACCAGGAGCUGCCAGUGAAGACCUUGGGCUUCUUUAUCAUGUGUGUCUACGGGUACCUCGUCCUCCCCCUCCCCCACUACGUCAGUGGACUCUUCCUGGGCAUCGGCCUUGGGUUCAUGACUGCAGUGUGCAUGAUUUGGUUUUUUACACCACCAAGUGCUCAUAGAUAUCACAGGUCCCGUAAGCACCUCCAGCACUGGAACACUAGACCUCUGGAUAUCAAAGAACCCGAAAUUUUAAAGGGAUGGAUGAAUGAGAUUUAUAACUAUGAUCCCGAAACUUACCACGCAACCCUGACACAUUCAGUGUUUGUUCGACUUGAAGGUGGAACCCUAAGACUUUCAAAGCCCAAUAAAAACAUAUCCAGGAGGGCCAGCUACAAUGAAACAAAGCCGGAGGUCACCUACAUCAGCCAGAAAAUCUACGACCUCUCAGACAGCAAGAUUUAUCUUGUACCUAAAAGUUUGGCUCGAAAACGAAUCUGGAAUAAAAAGUACCCCAUUUGUAUUGAGCUCGGGCGGCAGGAUGACUUUAUGUCCAAGGCCCAGGCCGAUAAGGAAACAUCUGAAGAGAAGCCACCACCAGCUGAGAAAGAGCUGACAGGCGAGGACUCUAAGAAGCCACCUCAGGAGGGAACAAGAUCUAGUCCCCGAGAUCAGAUACUGUAUCUGUUUGGGAGAACUGGCCGAGAAAAAGAGGAGUGGUUCAGGAGAUUUAUUCUGGCAUCUAAAUUGAAGUCGGAAAGCAAGAAGCCAUCUGGGGUGUCUGCAAAUAAGCCAGCUCCUUUCCAUCAUUUCUCUGCUUCAGGGGUUCUGUCCACACACAGCAGACACAACAGUCCCUCCGGGCACCUGACCCACAGCCGCAGCAGCAGCAAAGGCAGCGUGGAGGAGAUCAUGUCCCAGCCAAAGCAGAAAGAGCUGGUGGGUAGUUUGCGGCAGAAGAUGCUUCUGGACUACAGCGUGUACAUGGCCAGAUGUGUCCCUCAGGAAAGCCGAAGCCCCCAGAGGAGCCCUGUGCAGAGUGCCGAGAGCAGCCCCACCGCUGGGAAGAAGUUGCCAGAGGCUCAACCCGCUGAGGAGGAAGAACUGGAAGCCUGGGUGAACGCCUUGCUCGGAAGAAUAUUUUGGGACUUCUUGGGAGAGAAAUACUGGUCUGAUCUGGUGUCUAAGAAAAUCCAAAUGAAACUCAGCAAAAUAAAGCUCCCCUACUUUAUGAAUGAGCUGACGCUGACGGAACUUGACAUGGGGGUGGCUGUGCCAAAAAUCCUUCAGGCCUUCAAGCCUUACGUUGAUCACCAAGGACUCUGGAUUGAUUUGGAAAUGUCCUACAAUGGGUCCUUUCUGAUGACUCUCGAGACCAAAAUGAAUUUGACCAAACUAGGUAAAGAGCCUCUUGUUGAAGCCCUGAAGGUUGGAGAGAUUGGCAAAGAAGGUUGCAGGCCCAGAGUGUACUGUCUGGCCGACAGCGAUGAAGAAUCUUCCAGCGCUGGUUCCUCGGAUGAAGAUGACGCCCCAGAGCCCAGUGGGGGAGACAAACAGCUCCCCCCAGGGGCUGAAGGGUAUGUUGGAGGUCAUCGAACAAGCAAGAUCAUGAGAUUUGUGGAUAAAAUUACCAAGUCAAAAUAUUUCCAAAAAGCAACAGAGACAGAGUUUAUCAAAAAGAAGAUUGAGGAGGUGUCCAACACUCCCCUGCUGCUGACCGUGGAAGUGCAGGAAUGCAGAGGCACCUUGGCGGUGAACAUUCCUCCGCCCCCCACAGACCGGAUCUGGUACGGUUUCCGGAAGCCACCAUAUGUGGAGCUAAAAGCUCGGCCAAAACUCGGAGAGAGAGAAGUGACUUUGGUUCACGUGACAGACUGGAUAGAGAAGAAACUGGAGCAGGAGUUUCAGAAAGUUUUUGUCAUGCCAAACAUGGACGAUGUUUAUAUCCCGAUAAUGCACUCAGCCAUGGACCCACGCUCCGCGUCUUCUCUCCUCAAAGAGCCUGUUGUGGAGGCUGCUGAUCAGCCGUGA